AUGGCUAAAUCUGAAGGGAAAACUGCCUCUCGAUCAUGCCUGCCAGGCUGGUGGGAGGCCUGGAAGCAGAGGCAGAUCUACAACCGAGACACCGUCACCAGCUCUAUCGCAGAUGCUACCUGGGACAAGCUCGACCGGGAGAUCGAAGCUCUGGUAGCUCGGCUGAGUAGCUCCGGAGUAACGACCGAAGAGCUGAGGAGAGCCGUGGUGGUGGCGAGAGACGGAGAAAUCUACUACACCCUAGCACGAGGACAGUUCAACCCCCCAGACAACUUUCCUUACACUCUUGACGAUGAAGAGAAGGAGUCGCUGGUAGCUGAAAGAGAGCGGCUGUUCUCUCAAGGGAAGAUGUUUCGUGUCAUCUUGACUGUCUCACUGUGCAGUUUUCUGCAAGGAUUCGUCCAGUCCUCCAUCAACUCAGCCACCCUAUACGCCAGCCAUCUCAAAGUCCGGUACAUCACGGAGAAGGAGCUUCGGGCUGACAUCGACGCUCACGACUGGGCUCUCGGGGCGAUGAACUGCAGUCCCUACUUGGCGGCUGCCUUCAUCGGGGCGCCACUUUCGCUCGCAAUGAACCAGUGGGUGGGAAGGCGCGGAGCCAUCACCAUCUCCGCGUUGUUGAUUAUUGCGAGCUCGGUGGGGUCGGCAUUUGCUCCCGAUUGGAGAUCAUUGCUCGGAGUGCGAAUUAUUGGUGGCAUCGGCAUGGGAAUCAAGGCAGUCAGCGCUCCCAUCCUCGCUUCCGAAACUGCAGUCGGAUACUGGAGAGGUUCAACAAUAUUGCAGUGGCAACUUUGGGUGGCGUUUGGAAUUAUGAUGGGAUUGGUUGUCAAUCUCAUCAUCGCUGGUGCUGUCCAUGGGUACGAUUUUGCGCAGAACAUUCCGGGCAAGCCAGAACCCGCGUCUUGGAUGUCACAGUACAAGGCUCUGCAAGGCAUACUUGCAGCGCCUGCCGUGCCGGCCUUUUUGCUCCUGAUCGCUGUUUGCUUCUGUUAUGAGAGUCCACGAUUCUACAUGCGGCGCCGUACUCCUAACUAUCAUCCGGCUCGAGCGUAUGAGAUCCUGCUCAACGUUCGAAACACCAAGUUACAAGCUCUGCGAGACAUCUUUCUCAUCCAUUGGUCCAAUCCAGUGGAUGAUGACGUAGAGGCAACGGAGAAGGCCGAGAAGCAGAGACUAACAUAUGCAUCGCGCUUGGGUAUGGGUAUACGCAUCUCCAUCACACAGUACAAGACUCUCUUUAGUACUACGCGCCUUCGAAAUGCGGUAUACAGUUCAUGCACAGUGAACCUGGCACAGCAAAUGUGUGGAAUCAAUAUCCUUGCCUUCUACUCCAACGAACUGUUUUCUAAAACUUCAGGAGCAAGAGACCAGACAAAUGAGAAGGCCGCAAUGCUGUAUAGCAUGGGAUUCGUCUUUGCCGCAGCGUAUUCUCCAGGCCUCGGACCCAUUCCAUUCACGUUGGCAUCUGAAAGCUUUCCCAUGUCGCACCGAGAAGCUGGAGCUUCUGUGGCUGUCGCUAUAAACUUGCUCUUCGCUGGGCUCCCUACCAUUUUCUACCCGAAAAUCAACACGAAAUUCACAACUUCGGGAGCGACGGGAUUCUUUUCCGGCCUGAAUGUUAUCGCAUUUGUGCUGGUUUAUCUCCUCGUUGAAGAGACACAGCGGCUGAGCCUCGAAGACUUGGAUACAAUAUUCGACCGUUCCAAGCUGCAUCAUAUGGCGUAUCAAAUCCGAACGUACCUGCCAUACUUUAUCCAGCGAUAUGUCUUUUUGAGAAAGGUUGAGCGCCCGCCAACUUACUAUCAGACAAUCAUGGAGUUGGACCAAGAUAGAGAGGCGGAAUAG
Molecule: messenger RNA, 1845 nt
Organism: Thyridium curvatum
Lineage: Eukaryota; Fungi; Ascomycota; Sordariomycetes; Thyridiales; Thyridiaceae
Exons: 10
Coding region: 1-1845 (614 amino acids)
Biological process (GO): transmembrane transport
Cellular component (GO): membrane
Molecular function (GO): myo-inositol:proton symporter activity
Source: RefSeq, a predicted model, not a curated record